AUGAAAAAGAAGGUUUUUUUAAAGGAAGCUUGCAAAAUAUGCGGCAAACUCCUCAAUGCCAACAAUCUCAAGAGACACGAGAUGAUACAUACAGGCGAAAAACCAUUCAGUUGUGAUCUUUGCGACUACAAAGCUAACCAAAGAGCUUCCAUUGAGAAACAUUUGAGACAUGUUCAUAAAAAGAUGCCUAUCGAACAGAAAACUCCGAAACUCCAAGCAAGGGAGAUAAUAAAUCAAGUCGUGCAUUAUCGAAUCGAUGAGGAAGGCGAAGAUGGAAGCUUGAAAGAAAACUGGGUGCCAAUAUUCGAAGUAGAAGAUUACGGCGAUGUCGUCGAAUUUGAGAAAUUCAUAAGCAAAGAUCGUUGA
This is a messenger RNA of Oikopleura dioica, 366 nucleotides long. Lineage: Eukaryota; Metazoa; Chordata; Appendicularia; Copelata; Oikopleuridae. The record is from the annotation of a GenBank genome assembly.